CAAAAUCCUUUUCACAAUGCUGCAAUUACUUUCAAUUCAAUGAAUCAUUCCCCCAAAUCUGCAAAAUAUUUCCGUUCUGGAAUUAGGGUUUCGAAUUUUGCAAUCCUCUUUUUUUUAUUCCCCGCUCGAAACUAGUCAUGAACUCAUUUUACACAAAUCAACUGAAAUUUUUCAUUAUCUUGUUUAAAUGAUGCAGUUUCGCCUAAAAUGAGCAGCUCAAGGGAGGAUUCUCCGGAUUGGCUUCGUUGUUUUCAGGCCCCAACUCAUUCAACUGUUACAUUAUCCUCGGAUUCUGAUUCUUUGCAAAAUGUUAGUCCUUCUAGGGAUGAUAAUAUUGAUUCUCAAUCCCCAGAAAGAUACAGCAAUAAUGAUAUUGUUCCUGGUGAAAGUGGUGCAGAAUCUCCAUUAUAUCCGAUUUCCAAGGCAAAGGCUCCCAAAAGGGGGGCAACUGGAGAUGGAAUACCAACAAAGAAUGAGAGAAAGAAGAGGAAGAAGGAGCAAAGAGAAGGGGAUGGUACUGAUGGGCCAGCUUCUGAGGAAGUAACACCUGAUGAGGAUAUAGAACCUCAUGCAGCAAAUCAUUCAGUUUUGGCAUUAUCAUCAGAUUCUGAGUCUUCUCAUGAUAAUAGCUCUAGGAGGGAGACAAAAAAUAUUAAACUCAAAGAGAGUGGAAAGGAUGAGGCUGCAAUGGUUGGUAGUAGCAGUGAAGCAUUGAAGAAGGCCUUGAAGGAAAAGUCUCCUAAAAAACUGUUAAAAGUUGAGGGUCAUACACACAAGAAAGAGAAGAAUAAAAAGGAUAAUGUUCUGAAAGGAGACCCUGAUGCUGUAGAGGUUGCAGAUGAAGACACUUCUGUGAAGCGUACUGAUCCUCAUGUUUCUACGUCAAGGCUGCCCUUGCUUCUCCCUGAGAAAGUCAGUCGUUCAAAGGCACUUGUUGAAUGUGAAGGGGAUUCCAUAGAUUUGAGUGGUGAUGUGGGGGCUGUUGGACGAGUAGUGAUUCCAGAUGCCUCAUCUGGAAAUCAUGACAUGUACUUGGAUUUAAAAGGAACGAUAUACAGAACAACAAUAGUUCCUUCCCGGACAUUUUGCGUUGUUAGCUUUGGUCAAUCAGAGGCAAAGAUAGAGGCCAUUAUGAAUGACUUCAUUCAGCUAAAAGCACAGUCUAAUGUCUAUGAAGCUGAAACUAUGGUUGAAGGAACACUCGAGGGUUUUUCUUUUGACUCGGAAGAUGAGGCUGACAAGAUGCCUAAAGCUAUUUCUCGCGAAACUGAUCAAAAUGAAGGCAAUGAAGAACAGACAAAUGGAAGAACUAAAGGAAAAGCUGAGAAAUCAUCUGGAGUGGUACAAAAGAAGGGUAAAACCGGAGGAAAAGCGCAGCCUGCAAAGAAAGUAAGAAAGAAAGCUCAAGUGUCAAAGAAAACCAAGACUAAGAAAUGAGAGAUCAAUGUCUCUUUUGUUCUAUUUUUUACAUUACUUUGAUCUUGCAUAAAUUAACACUAGCUGAUGAUAGAAGUAUAGAAAUCACAGUUGUGCUGGGUCUCGUUGCUUUCCAGAAUUUACUUCAGAAUUUCAAGUUCAUGAUUUUCCUACAUGCCAGUGUAGAAUAUCUAGAAUCAACAUGUCAGCUUGGUACCUCACAGAUGUCAAUGGAAAAUUUUGAUUUGGACAAAGCUAGAUGACUGCCAAGAAUCAUAUGUUGUUGUUGUAGUAAUAGAACUAUGAACUAUUUCAAUUAACAGCAUUUUGAGGAUAGAA
Molecule: messenger RNA, 1755 nt
Organism: Hevea brasiliensis (rubber tree)
Lineage: Eukaryota; Viridiplantae; Streptophyta; Magnoliopsida; Malpighiales; Euphorbiaceae
Product: DNA-binding protein BIN4-like
Exons: 12
Coding region: 208-1437 (409 amino acids)
Biological process (GO): chromosome organization; DNA endoreduplication
Cellular component (GO): DNA topoisomerase type II (double strand cut, ATP-hydrolyzing) complex; nucleus
Molecular function (GO): double-stranded DNA binding
Source: RefSeq, a predicted model, not a curated record